AUGCAGGAAAAUAGUUUCAUUCUCGACUGGUGCAAAUGGAUUCCGGCGAAAGUUAAUAUUCAUGUGUGGAGGAUGGAAAUGGAUAGAGUUCCCACGGCGAAGGCUUUAAAGAAAAGGAACGUCGAUGUGAGUGAUACUUCGUGCCCUCUUUGUCACUCGGAAGAUGAAUCUGCGGAUCACAUUUUUGGUGCUUGCUUUGUUGCUUCAACGGUUUGGAAUGCCAUUAGUUCGUGGUGUAAAAUUCCUAACAUCAUUGUUUUUUCCCUGAAAGAUCUCCUAACUACUAAUUUACACCUCAAAGAUUCGGAUAAGAAGAAGGCAGCGGUACAUGGUAUUAUUUUUAUUGCUUGUUGGAGUUUAUGGCGUGCCAGGAAUAAUAUUAGAUUUUUGAAUUCUCCGGUUAGAAUUGAAGGUAUAGUUAGCGAGAUUAAGGCUUUGGGUUUUCUAUGA
Messenger RNA from Helianthus annuus (common sunflower), 450 nucleotides. RefSeq lists its product as uncharacterized. The coding region runs from base 1 to 450 and encodes 149 amino acids. NCBI's taxonomy places the organism in Eukaryota, Viridiplantae, Streptophyta, Magnoliopsida, Asterales, Asteraceae. The transcript has a single exon. The record is from RefSeq and is a predicted model, not a curated record.